AUGGGUUAUGGGGAUGGAGAAGAGUUGAUGGUGAUAGGAGCCAUGGGUUAUGGGGAUGGAGAAGAGUUGAUGGUGAUAGGAGCCAUGGGUUAUGGGGAUGGAGAAGAGUUGAUGGUGAUAGGAGCCAUGGGUUAUGGGGAUGGAGAAGAGUUGAUGGUGAUAGGAGCCAUGGGUUAUGGAGAUGGAGAAGUGUUGAUGGUGAUAGGAGCCAUGGGUUAUGGGGAUGGAGAAGAGUUGAUGGUGAUAGGAGCCAUGGGUUAUGGGGAUGGAGAAGAGUUGAUGUUGAUAGGAGCCAUGGGUUAUGGGGAUGGAGAAGAGUUGAUGGUGAUAGGAGCCAUGGGUUAUGGGGAUGGAGAAGAGUUGAUGGUGAUAGGAGCCAUGGGUUAUGGGGAUGGAGAAGAGUUGAUGGUGAUAGGAGCCACGGGUUAUGGCGAUGGAGAAGGGUUGAUGUUGAUAGGAGCCACGGGUUAUGGGGAUGGAGAAGAGUUGAUGGUGAUAGGAGCCACGGGUUAUGGCGAUGGAGAAGGGUUGACGGUGAUGGUAGCCAGGGGUUGA
Molecule: messenger RNA, 555 nt
Organism: Haliotis rufescens (red abalone)
Lineage: Eukaryota; Metazoa; Mollusca; Gastropoda; Lepetellida; Haliotidae
Product: keratin-associated protein 19-2-like
Exons: 1
Coding region: 1-555 (184 amino acids)
Source: RefSeq, a predicted model, not a curated record